AUGGCGCUGCCUACGCCUUACUGUACGAAAGAACCUGAACGCCCCUGCUCAUCCAACGAAAUUCCUUACGCAGGCGUGGUGGCGCGUGACAAGCUGGCACAUGAUGUAUACCAAUCCGUGCUACGCACUCGUCGAUGCGACUGGAUAGAGCUCAUGAACUGUGCCCCUAUGGCGAGUCAGUACCAUUUGAGUGCGUAUAGUGUGCUCAAGUUCGGAGUCUCUGGGGCCCCCUAUGCGUAUCUUCCAUUGACGCUUCAACAACCACGCUUGGCAGAAACCGUGCUAGAGCGCCAGCGUAAAAACGAGACGCACGCAUGGCGAGUGAAACUACAUUUGAAUGCUGGUUUAGGGCUGAAAGAUUCAAGUAAUGCCAUUCAUCUCGUGGAUAAGCUAACUGAUGGGACUAAUGAACGCAUUUAUCAGGACUUACAAGUGGCCAUGGCGGACAAGUCCCUGGCUGAAUCUCAGGACUCAGCGUGUGUGAUCAAGACCAGUAACUCGCACCCUAUUAGUCUCAGUCCUAUCAUUCCUGUUCACUUGCUGCCAUAUAUAUCUGCGGACGUGCUGAGCCAUUUGCCCCCGUGCUUCAAAAUGCCCGAGACGCAUGAUAAGAGUCAAGAUCCUGUGCAUAUAUCUCUAAAGACCACUGUUCGACGUGAAGAUCUCGACGUGUACUUGGAAAAAAGUUUACAGGACACUGAGGGUUACGCGCUGGGGCAGAUUCGAGGUGAACACCUCGUUCGUAUGCCCAGGAGUGUUCCACUCGACAGUAUGUUGAAUGAAAAUGGUGCACCAUUGGAGCAGUUUUCAUCCCAUUCCCCUACAUCUGAAGGGCCUUUAAUAGGCAAUCUGCUGCUCUCUUCGUGUCCGGGCAAAAAGGUCCGUCUUGACGAACCUUUCCAAGGCCGAAGCCCCAUUUGCCGUGAUCUAAAGAUUGACCUCGACAGGAUCAGGCAAAUGGGUGUACGAGCCAUUGUAUGUUGCCUGGAUGAUGAAGAGCUCAACAUGCUUGGAGCACCAUGUCAUGAGUACCGAGAACAAGCACAAUCGCAAGGAUUUGAUCUGAUUUGUCUACCCAUGGCCGAAGGCUUUGCACCGAUCAAUAUGACCCGCCUAGACAUGAUCAUGUCUAUGUUGAUCCUGAACUAUACGCUGCGUGGAACUUCCAUUCUCGUGCAUUGUCGGGGGGGUGUGGGACGUGCAGGCUUAGUGGCUUGUAUCUGGUUGCUCAAGAUGAAUCUCGUAUCGCUUGGGUCAGAGGAUACACCAAAAUUAUGUCCAUGCUCCAAUACUUCAUCUCAAGUGCUUGACACUGUGCUGAAACUCAUUGACACUGUGCGGAAACGGCGCAGUUUGCGUGCUAUCGAGACAGCGGAGCAGGCUCGUUUUUUGAUGGAGUACGUCCGGUUUAUAUUCGGCCAAGAACGUGCGCGCUUUUGCUUGGAAACAGCCAUGCCUUGA
Messenger RNA from Malassezia restricta, 1461 nucleotides. RefSeq lists its product as uncharacterized. Gene Ontology annotation, biological process: dephosphorylation. Gene Ontology annotation, cellular component: nucleus. Gene Ontology annotation, molecular function: phosphatase activity. The coding region runs from base 1 to 1461 and encodes 486 amino acids. The transcript has a single exon. The record is from RefSeq and is a predicted model, not a curated record. Lineage: Eukaryota; Fungi; Basidiomycota; Malasseziomycetes; Malasseziales; Malasseziaceae.